CCAACUACCAUCCUGUGACAAGCACAGACACUUCACAUCCUCAUUCUAUCACCAGCACUGCCACACUCAGAGAAUGCACAUAUACACACCUUCCAAGGAACACAGACACACUCAUCCUGCAAUAGCACUAACACACCGACAGAUCCUGUGCAUAUUUAUACACACUGUAAGGGGACAAAGUCCAUAUUAACAAAAAACAAACCACUUCCAAUUUCAUACCUUGCCAAGAACACAGACAUUAACAGCAGCCCUUCUGCAGCACUGCUACAAGGAGGUCAUUCUGUCUGAAGAAUUCAAAAGCAGAGUUAGAUCAACACUCAAGAAAAAGGCAAGAAGAUACUAACAGCCGUGUAGUGUAGCAGAGCCAGCAUUCCAUUACAGUCCACACUGAUCUGCUGUUCAAGUUCAAGUUCACAGCACAGAGUAUUACUGAGGAAGGAGCUGUCCUGCUAUAUUCUGCCUCACUCAUCCGCCAGAGAUACAGAUUGGGACCUCACCAGAGAAACUGCUAAGAUGGCGUUUCAAGUUGCUGGAAGAUGUGAAGAUGUUUUACAAUACCGUUUCUCUGACAUCAUUGCAAAAAAGCGCAAUGGAUCAGUGCUGACACCAGAAGAAAUAAGAUACAUGGUGCAAGCAGCUAUGAACGGCCAAGCACAAGAAUGUCAACUUGGUGCACUACUUAUGGCUAUCCGAAUUCGUGGAAUGGACCCUCAAGAGACAAUGACUCUAACCAGGGAACUGGUAGCCUCAGGUCGUGUGCUGCAAUGGCCAAAUGAAUGGAAUAGUUGUUUGGUGGACAAACAUUCUACAGGAGGAGUGGGGGAUAAAGUUAGCUUACCUUUGGCUCCAGCUCUUUCUGCCUGUGGCUGUAAGGUUCCAAUGAUUAGCGGGCGUGGAUUGGGACAUACUGGAGGCACCCUGGAUAAACUUGAGUCUAUACCAGGAUUCAGCUCCCAACAAAGCCCUGAACAGAUGGAGACCAUCCUGAAAUCUGUUGGCUGCUGCAUAGUUGGGCAGUCAGGGGAUCUAGUGCCAGCUGACAAAAUUUUCUAUGAAAUUCGUGAUGUGACAGCGACAGUGGAUAGCUUGCCACUAAUUACAGCUUCGGUAAUGAGCAAGAAAGUAGCGGAAAGCAUUUCAGCACUGAUCCUGGAUGUAAAGUUUGGAGAGGCAGCACAGAGCCCAACCAUAGAGGAAGCAAGAACUUUGGCCCAGAGUCUUGUCAAUGUGGGGUUCUCCCUUGGUAUUCCCACAACAGCACUACUUUCUAAAAUGGACAAUCCUAUUGGUCGUUGUGUGGGAAAUGCUCUGGAGGUCAUAGAGGCUCUAGAAUGUUUGGAGGGGACUGGUUCAAGCGAUCUUCGGGAAUUGGUGACACACACAGGUGGUCACCUUCUUUGGUUAUGUGGUAAAGCUGCAUCUGCCACACAAGGAGCAAAACUAAUUGCGAAUGCCCUGGAUGAUGGCUCUGCACUGCAGUGUUUCCGAGCGAUGUUAGAGGCACAAGGAGUACAUCCUGAUAUCGCCAGGACGCUCAGCUCCAGCAGCAGUCUUUGCAAAGCACCUCAUCAGGAGGUGCUGAAAGCUGAGAGAUCAGGGACAGUCGAGCUGAUCCGGGCAAGACCAAUUGCUGAAAUUCUGAAUGCAUUGGGUGCUGGGAGGAGCCGAGCCACCGAUACCAUUAAACACAGUGUUGGAGCAGAACUGUUGGUGGCCGUGGGACAACAUGUGGAGAAAGGAGAGCCAUGGAUCAGGAUCCACUAUGAGAACUCCCCACUAACGGAGAAGCAGAGACAAUCCCUACAGCAAUCUAUCUCCAUCACAGAUCAGCCUCCUUUUAUUCCUACACCACGUAUCAGGGAAAUCAUAUCCUUUCCCGUCAAGAAAGAAGAGCUUGGGACAACAAUGAGGAGAGAAGGAGAGAUCAGUUGAAUAUGUUUCUGAAUCCGUAUUUUAUGGUUUUAUAAUGUUAAACAUAUUGUGCAGUCAAAUAUUAUCAAAAAGAUGGAUGUACAAAAACAAUAUACUUUUUUUUUAAAGAAACCAAUAUUCCAUAUCUUUAUAAAUCAAUUU
Pelobates fuscus (common spadefoot toad) is the source of this 2073-nucleotide messenger RNA. It is a transcript of the gene TYMP, whose product is annotated as thymidine phosphorylase. Lineage: Eukaryota; Metazoa; Chordata; Amphibia; Anura; Pelobatidae. The record is from RefSeq and is a predicted model, not a curated record. Gene Ontology annotation, molecular function: pyrimidine-nucleoside phosphorylase activity; 1,4-alpha-oligoglucan phosphorylase activity. Gene Ontology annotation, biological process: pyrimidine nucleobase metabolic process; pyrimidine nucleoside metabolic process. Gene Ontology annotation, cellular component: cytosol. The transcript has 11 exons. Bases 514 to 1932 code for a protein of 472 amino acids.